Messenger RNA from Leptopilina boulardi, 1976 nucleotides. RefSeq names its product antichymotrypsin-2-like. The record is from RefSeq and is a predicted model, not a curated record. The transcript has 9 exons. Bases 217 to 1467 code for a protein of 416 amino acids. NCBI's taxonomy places the organism in Eukaryota, Metazoa, Arthropoda, Insecta, Hymenoptera, Figitidae. Gene Ontology annotation, molecular function: serine-type endopeptidase inhibitor activity.
GAAAAUGACACAUUUGUUUAUAUUCCUAAAACAACAAAUAGAUUUUUAAAUAAUUGUUAACCCGGCGAGUAUGCCAUACCCCGACGUACUGUUUAGAAUAUCGCUCUACAACUCUAUUGCUUCGAGUUGCUGGAGUUAAAUGUUAAAAGAAGAUAGUAAUGUGAUGUUCGUGUUUCGAAAUUUCAGUUUUAACAUUUUGCAAAGUCUCAGUCACAUAUGGUUGCACCUAAGACUUUUACGUUUUUGGUAACACAACUGACGUUAGUUUCCAUAGUGUUAACAAUUGGAUUUUCUUUUGACCCUACAAUGGAAUUUGAUAAAAUUGCAAGUGUAUAUGAUGAAGUAUGUUUGUCGUCUCGUAAAUUUUCUACCAUUUUACACAAGACUCUAACUUCAGAGACGAAGGAAAAUGUCAUUAAUUCACCAUUUGGUUUGCACAUUAUUUUAUCUUUGCUGUCGUAUGGAGCCAAAAAUGAAACAGCAGACGCUUUAAAAUCGAGACUUUAUCAUCCAAAAACAAAUUUAGAAAAUGGAUUUAAAGGUCUUAAAUCUCUAUUUAGUGAAGUAAAAGAUGUAGACUUAAAUGUCGCAAACACAAUUUAUGUUCAAGAUGAUUUACACUUAAAUCAUGAAUUUGUAACUCUAAGUGCUGAGAUAUUUGGAGCUGGCGUUAUACAAGUUGAUUUUAAACAACCUUUAAAUGCUGUAAAACAAAUCAAUUCGUGGAUCGUUGAAAAAACUAAAAACAAGAUAAAAGACGUGUUAACAAUAGGUGAUAUAAACGACGAAACUCGCCUUUUUAUGAUAAAUGCUGUGUAUUUUAAAAGUUCAUGGAAAAAUAAAUUUGAUCUUAAAUUGACUACGCAGCAGGAUUUUUAUAAAGAGAACAACAAAGUUAAACAAGUAUAUAUGAUGUUUAAAAGUGCACAUUUCUCCCACGGGGUUUUGGAAGAUUUGAAUGCAAAAUUUAUAGAAAUUCCUUACCAGAAUGAAGAUUUUGCAAUGCAAAUAAUUUUACCAAAUGAGGUUGAUGGUUUGCAGUCAAUAGAGGAAAAUUUCCACUGGGAUCAAAUAUUGAAUGCUCAUCUGCGCAAAUCUGAAGUGGAAUUGUAUUUACCAAAAUUUAAAUUAGAAAUGAAAAUAACUCUCCAAGAAACAUUAAAAAAGAUGGGAUUAAGUAAAAUAUUCCAAGAUGAUGCCGACUUUCAUGGAAUUUCAAGUGAAGAUCUCAAAGUAAGCCACGUUGUACAGAAAAUUUUCAUUGAAGUUGAUGAAGAAGGUUCCGAAGUUGCUGCUGCGACAGUUGCUCAAGUGAGACGAUCUAGAAGCAUACGGAAUGACAUUCCUGAAGAAUUUCGAGUAAACAGACCUUUUUUAUUCCUUAUCCUUUAUAAGCAAGGUAACAUUCCUCUCUUCCUUGGCAGCGUUAGAGACUUGGAAGCGGUUAUUGAAAAAGACGAGCUUUAAAACAUCAUGUAUACAAUUGUUUGCAUUUAUAAAAAAGUUCAAAGUACUUUUUAAAAUCAUUGUUUAUAUUUAAUAUGAUCGAUAUAAUAUAUGUAUAACUACCAACAAGGGGGCAUUUAACCGAGCGUUUUUUAUAAUGCCUUUGUAAUAAACUGUAAUGCUUGGUAAUAGGUAUAAAAAUCGCGAAAUAAGUGUAUUCAAGUGUAGGGGGAGGAAGGGAAUUGGAGCCCUUAAGGAAAAUGAUAAAAAAACAAUUUAUUCUUAUUGUAAUAAAAAAUAUUUUUUGUUAUUUUUUACAAGAUUAAAAAUUUAUUUUAUUUGACGAAAAGGUAUUGGAAUUUGGAUCUCACAAAAUUAAUAAUGUUAUUUUUGAAAUCCUUAUUGUAUUAUUUCAACAUUAUGGUGUUAUAAUAAAAUACAAUAGUUUAGUUAAUUUGAAUAAAUAUAAUCUGUGCAUAGUUUCUGGUGGACAUACAUAACGUAUGAUUAAACAAUGUUCAAUUCCAUUA